This is a messenger RNA of Gadus chalcogrammus (walleye pollock), 1482 nucleotides long. Its product is annotated as deoxyribonuclease gamma-like. The transcript has 10 exons. Gene Ontology annotation, cellular component: nucleus. Bases 107 to 1042 code for a protein of 311 amino acids. Lineage: Eukaryota; Metazoa; Chordata; Actinopteri; Gadiformes; Gadidae. Gene Ontology annotation, molecular function: DNA nuclease activity. Gene Ontology annotation, biological process: DNA catabolic process. The record is from RefSeq and is a predicted model, not a curated record.
CUGUAAUUUGACCCCACAGGCCUACACCCUGAAACACUUGGCAGACUACUGAGAAGCAGUGAGACGCACAGUACAGUAGCCACAACCUGAUUUGAGAAGUUGGACAAUGAGGUGGUGCUGUUCCUUUCCGCGUGCCCUGCUCCUCGUCCUGCUCCUCGGCUGGUGGGGUCGGAGUACAGGGUUCAAGAUCUGUUCCUUCAAACUGCAGAGCCUGAAUAGCACCAAGGCAGCCAAUAAGAGAGUCAUGUAUACACUGAAACGGGUGGUGUCUCGUUGUGACGUCUGUCUGCUGCAGGGCGUGAAUGAUCCAAACGGUUCCGUCAUGAAGCACCUUGUGACCAAGCUGAACAGGGACAAUGACAGUUACGACCACCAGUACCAGACGGUAGCCAGCCGAAGCCUUGGAGCCAAUCCAAAUGACAUGCAGGAAUACGUCUUCCUCUACAGGAAGGAAAUCGUCAGUGUGAGCGACCGUCACCAGUACGAGGGGAAGGGCUUCGCCCGGCCUCCGUUUAUGGUUCGGUUUAAGAGCAGCCAAACAAGCGUGGGGGACUUUGUGCUGGUGGCGGUGAACACGUUGCCGAGCCGGGCGGUGCAGGAGAUGGAUCAGCUCUACGACGUCUUCACGGACAUCAGCAAGAGGUGGAAAACCGAGGCGGUGAUGUUCCUGGGGAACUUCAACGCUGGCUGCAGUCACAUGACCCGGCCCAAGAAGAAAGAGAUCCGCCUCUUCACAAAGAAGGGUUUCUAUUGGCUGAUCGGUGACCACGUUGACACAACAACCACUGACACCACAGACUGUGCCUACGAUAGGUUUGUGGUGCAUGGUAAGUCGUUCCUGAAGCAGGUGGAGCCGGGGACUGCUUCGGUCUUCAACUACGCUAAGACCUACCAGAUCAAGAAGAUGGAGGCCAUGCACAUAAGCGAACACUUCCCCAUAGAGGUGGAGCUUAAAAGCUCCACCCACCUACCUCAGGCCACACCCCUCCUCAUCCUGCUGAGCCUCUCUGCCUUCCUCUUGUCCGGCCUGGCUGCUCUGUGAUCGUUGGAUUGCUUCUGGAGCCUGGCCGGGAGUGAACAUUACUGGACCAUCAACAUCUAUUCUCUUCUAGGAUUUAAACAGCCAAUCACCAUGUAACAGUAAUGUCACUGUUAUAUUUUUCUGAGAAGAUGAUAAUGAAAACUUUAUUAAUAUAUUCUUGGUCUUCUUGUCUCAUCCCCCCUUAUCUGUAAAGUUCUGAAAGUUCAAUGACAACCAAACCGAUAAAUCUGUUUUAUAAUCUUUGUCUUGAUUAUUUUUAUUAUACGCUUUUGUAAUAUUAUUAUUGAUAAUUGAUUGUUUUGAAAGCUCUGGUUGUCUGCCAUGAUUUAAAGUACUUUUUUUAAUAUCAUUUAUAUGUCAUACUGCACAGACAAUGUAAAUAUUUUGAAUGUCAUUCUUUCUAUGCCUGAAUAAUAAAGAAUAAAGAUUAUUUUAACACA